AUGACCAAAGAAACGCUCACCCUCCCCGAGCCCUUCGCCUCCAUCGCGCGAACUCCGCUCCUCCUUGGGCCCUCGCCAAUCCACGCCCUUCCCCGCAUCAGUGCCGAUCUCGCCCGUUCAAGCACCUACCCGCCAGUGACCAUCUAUGCCAAGAGGGAUGAUCUAAACUCCGCCUACGCCUAUGGAGGUAACAAGACCCGCAAAUUGGAGUAUCUCCUGGCGGACGCGCAAGCUCAAGGAUGUGACACACUAGUCUCCAUCGGUGGUGUCCAGAGCAACCAUACCCGCCAGGUUGCAGCCGUCGCAGCGCGGACGGGUAUGAAGGCUCGUCUGGUUCAGGAGCACUGGGUUGACUGGACGGACAAGGGGUAUGACUCUGUCGGCAAUAUUCAACUAUCUCGUCUUAUGGGCGCAGAUGUGCGAUUAGAUCCUUCUGGAUUCGGGAUCGAGCACAAGAAUACCGCGCAGGCGGUGGUUGAGGAGUCCAAGGCGAAGGGGGAGAAGCCUUACUAUAUCCCGGCUGGGGCGUCGGACCACCCACUUGGCGGUUUGGGGUUCGCACGGUGGGCAUUUGAGGUUCGGCAGCAGGAGCAGGAGCAGGGUGUUUUCUUUGAUACUGUUCUUGUCUGCGCUGUGACGGGUUCUACCUUUGCAGGUAUGAUUGCGGGUUUCAAGCUUCUGGAGCGCUUGCAUCCGACAGACCCUAAGCGGAAAAUCAUUGGUAUUGAUGCAUCUGCGACUGUUGAUGCCACGCGCGAACAGGUCCUUCGCAUUGCUCGCAAUACCGCUAACAAGAUUGGUCUGACUGCGGAGGAUAUUACCGAUGCGGACGUCAUUCUGGAUGAUAGAUACCAUGCCGGAAUCUAUGGAAUCCCUGAUCGUCAGACAUGGGAUGCGAUCGAGUAUGCCGCUCGUAUGGAGGCUUUCAUCACGGACCCGGUCUACGAAGGCAAGAGUUUUGCGGGUAUGGUGGACAUGAUCAAGCGUGGCGAGAUACAGGGCAGCAAUGUGUUAUAUGCACACUUAGGUGGCCAGUUGGCCUUGAAUGCGUACUCUGAACUUGGUGCGACCAAGGAAUAA
Penicillium longicatenatum is the source of this 1080-nucleotide messenger RNA. RefSeq names its product putative 1-aminocyclopropane-1-carboxylate deaminase. Gene Ontology annotation, molecular function: pyridoxal phosphate binding; D-cysteine desulfhydrase activity; 1-aminocyclopropane-1-carboxylate deaminase activity. The transcript has a single exon. Gene Ontology annotation, biological process: amine catabolic process. The record is from RefSeq and is a predicted model, not a curated record. Bases 1 to 1080 code for a protein of 359 amino acids. NCBI's taxonomy places the organism in Eukaryota, Fungi, Ascomycota, Eurotiomycetes, Eurotiales, Aspergillaceae.